CGCCCCCUUGAUAUAAUAUAUUAAAGUGCUGCAGAACACUGAGCUCUGAUCUGCUAGAAUACUCUGCUAAAGAACCAGAUCAAGAUGACUCAGAGUUGAAUGUUGGUAAACUGAAAAUGGAUUUAUCUUUAUCCGAUAUUCCUGAACAAGAGUCUGAUAUUCCUGAUCAUGAGUCUAAUAUUCCUGACCAAGAUUCUGAUAUUCCUGUUCAAGAUUCUGAUAUUCCUAACCAAGAUUCUGAUAUUCCUGAUCAAGAUUCUGAUAUUCCUAACCAAGAUUCUGAUAUUCCUGAUCAAGAGUCUAAUAUUCCUGACCAAGAUUCUGAUAUUCCUGUUCAAGAUUCUGAUAUUCCUGAUCAAGAUUCUGAUACAAGAAUUUUGACAGAAACCAUCAAUACUUCUGAUGAUAUGAGGAAUACAUCAGAACAUUGUGACAAUGUUUCUCCCAUUUCAGGGAUUCUUCAUUUUCUUUAUUUUAAACUAUCCGGAGAACCUGGCGUUGUCCUGGUGUAUAAUAUUACUCAAAGUUACUUCCGUCAUUUACUGGCGCUUGGUAUUAAAUCAUGAUUUUAGCUAAAAUGCCCGGUGUUCCCUGUAGAUAACAUUUUAACAAAAAUAAUUUGAGCCUAUGUUAUCCCCGGGAAGCCCACGGGUUCUCUCAAAAAAUUUUAGCUAAUAAGGUCCAGCCGUUUGGACAGCUAUAGCUAACAUGAGGCUAUGAGCAAAGAGCAAAGAGAGGAAAAUAAGAAAGCAUUUGAAGGGGAAGCAAUAAGGCAAACAUUCAGCAAACUGGGUUUAAAGAAAUGGAAACAGUUAAUAACAGAAAACCGGGUUUAAAGAAGUAGAAACAGUUAAUAACAUAAAACUGGGUUUAAAGAAUUGGAAACAGUUUAUAACAGAAAACCGGGUUUAAAGAAAUGGAAACAGUUAAGAACAGAAAACUGGGUUUAAAGAAGUGGAAAUAUUUAAUAACAGAAAACCGGGUUUAAAGAAGUGGAAACAGUGAAUAACAGAAAACUGGGUUUAAAGAAAUGGAAACAGUUAAUAACAGAAAACUGGGUUUAAAGAAAUGGAAACAGCAAAGUACAGAAAACUGGGUUUAAAGAAGUAGAAACAGUUAAUAACAUAAAACUGGGUUUAAAGAAGUGGAAACAGUUAAUAACAGAAAACUGGGUUUAAAGAAGUGGAAACAGUUAAUAACAAAAAACUGG
Eurytemora carolleeae is the source of this 1210-nucleotide messenger RNA. RefSeq names its product chitin biosynthesis protein CHS5. The transcript is spliced from 2 exons. Lineage: Eukaryota; Metazoa; Arthropoda; Copepoda; Calanoida; Temoridae. Bases 117 to 566 code for a protein of 149 amino acids. The record is from RefSeq and is a predicted model, not a curated record.